AUGCAGGUCAGAGGGGCAGGUCAGCCGAUGGAUGCAGGUCAGAGGGGCAGGUCAGCCGAUGAAUGCAGGUCAGAGGGGCAGGUCAGCCGAUGGAUGAAAGUCAGAGGGGCAGGUCAGCCGAUGAAUGCAGGUCAGAGGUGCAGGUCAGCCGAUUUAUGCAUGUCAGAGGGGCAGGUCAGCCGAUGGAUGCAGGUCAGAGGGAAAGGUCAGCCGAUGGAUGCAGGUCAGAGGGGCAGGCCAGCCGAUGGAUGCAGGUCAGAGGGGCAGGUCAGCCGAAGGAUGCAGGUCAGAGGGGCAGGUCAGCCGACGGAUGCAGGUCAGAGGGGCAGGUCAGCCGAUGGAUGCAGGUCAGAGGGGCAGGUCAGCCGAUGGAUGCAGGUCAGAGGGGCAGGUCAGCCGAUGGAUGCAGGUCAGAGGGGCAGGUCAGCCGAUGGAUGUAGGUUAGAGGGGCAGGUCAGCCGAUGGAUGCAGGUCAGAGGGGCAGGUCAGCCGAUGGAUGCAGGUCAGAGGGGAAGAUUACAUGGAUCUGUUUUUUUCAUCUAUGAUCAUAAUGUGUUAAAGAAGGAAGAAGAUGAUCUGAAAGAUGCUAUAAUUUAUUUCUCUCCAGAAGAGGUGCCUGAGAAUGACCAGUGUACGCUGUGUGGUCAAUUGAUGGGAAUGUCUGAAUUUCUCUGCACUAAUAUCAGUAAAUCAGCUCCAAGGGUCUUCAAAUUUGAGAAAGAAAAGUUUGCUAUAAAGAAAACAGCCUCUUACAGUCUGGUAUUACAAGGGAGUAGUUUUGUACCUGACAUAAACCUGCUGAGCCGGUUGGAUGCCUUGUAUGACGCCUUUGUCACAUUCCAUGGCAGCAUAGAUAGUUUGAAACUGUGUUGGAAGGGAAACCAGGUGGAGUAUCUUACAGAGCUGGCUGGUAUCUGGAGAAUACUUCUUCGCGUCACCCAUGCGACACAGGGGUACAGCCUUGCACAAACAUUCCAGUCCAUUCCCUACACACAACUACCACUGUCUGGGUCACAUUUGUUCCUUCAAGCAUCCCAUCUUCUGCAGUCCAGUCAACGAAGGCCCUAUGUCUUGUCUGGAGCGAUUCUCUAUAAGAACAGUGUCCUGUGUUCUCAGCUGCCUCCCAGACUGACCAAAAAUCUGAUGUUGCUCCAGGAACAGAUGCCACACAUAUCAAUGGACAUUUGUUGUGAACUGCCAAAAGGUUGUACUGUGAUGACUGCAUUUCUUACUGCUGAAGAACUUAGUGACAUUUCACCUUUUGAUCUUGUCUCCAAACGUCAUUGCAAACUCACAGACUUUCAAAAGCACAGAGAAACAAGACCUAGUGAUGAACAAAGCAGACUUGAUAUAAGUGCUUACAAAGCACAUAAAGGUGCAUCACUCCAAAGACGGCUAACAUUUCCAAAUGUGAGUUCUACUAAUCUAAAUACUAAUUCAGCAAACAAAUCUCAUACAGUACUUCAAUCUUUUUUAUCAAAUCAGAAGAAGAAGGCAUUUUAUGACAGACAACAAAUAGGUCUGAAAUCAACGUGGAGUCAGACCAAGGGAAAAAGUAUAUCCACCCUGUUGUCUGAUGUCCCAAUUGUCGAAUGUCAAAAUGGUGAGUCUGGCAUUGAAAGUGAGAGUGACAUGUAUGAAGGCGUUACUGGGCAUCAUUUUGGUGAGAAGUAUGUGAUGGUCUCUCAUACAGACACUGAUGAACAUGAAUCAGAAUCUGAAAGUGAAGAUUUGCUUGACAGCAUUGGAAUAACAAAAUCUGUGGAAAAUGGACAAUCUGAAAGUGAGGAAGUUUUAGAGUCAACUAAGAAUUCUUCCUACAGGAUAUCAGUAGGAGUUGAAACUUUAGAGAAAGAUGAGGGAAAUCCUUCAGUUAGUGAUUUGAAGAAAAAUGAUGAGAAUCAGAGAAUAUUAGCAGAAAAAAAUAAGGCUAAACAUGAUGAGAAAAAAUCAGAAAGUUCUGAACACAAGGAAUUGUUAUCGGAGGAAUCAUUUGGAGAACGUUUGACAGUGGCACCAUUGGAUGCUGUAAAUUCAACUGACUUUGGUUCAGUGAUAAUGCAAGCGCAAUCAUCAGAAGAUUACAGAGCGCCUCUUUUGUAUGAUGAUUUUUCAAUUGAAAGCACAUUUCACACUUCAGAAACAACGUCCAUGAGUAAUACAGAAUCUGAAACGGACUUAAAACUUUCAAGCAAAACUGAUAUACAUGAAAUAAAAAUUUCUGCCUUUUCAAAAAUUGAUCAGAAUAGGGAACAUACCUUCAAUAUUUCAGAGAAAGAAAGUCAAGACUCAAAUUACCCCAAAAGGAGACAUUGGUCUUCAGAAUCCAACAAAUAUGAAUCUGAAGUAGAAACAGAAGAUGAUGCAUUCACAAUCAGCAACAUUGAACCUUGCAUCAGCUGCUAUGACUUAGGUGAGAAUGCAGGAGUAACUGACAGUCUCUCUUUGGUAAGAUGUCAGAAAUGCAUAGAUGUCUUCAACAAACAGGUAAAGUUUGGUGUUCCGUCUGAAAACCAAGAAAUUCUUGAAUUUGAUGGCAAAUUUAGAGAAAGAAAUGAAUCGUCAACAGAAACUGAAAGUCAUUCUGACAAAGAUCAGAAACCUGAAAACUUCAUACCCGCAGCAGCGGCACCUGAUAGCGUGAUAUCUCGAUACUGGACCCAUGAGAUGGAGGGCAUGAAUGAUGUGACUGUUUAUGUACAGUGCCACGCUGAUAUUUCCCUCGUGCUACUGAUGGCAAACCCAGACCUGCACCAAGCUUUACCACAACAGGAGAACCUCUUUUAUUCUUUGUGGAAGGCAUCUCUUGCCCAUCUUGCUGACUUGGACUUCUACAUCAAGGAAUGCAUGGAAAACGAAGCGGGGCACGAGUCUGAUCCCAACAGCAAGGACUUGUACAACUUCCUACAGUUUGACAAGUAUUCAGCUGAACUGCAAGGGACAACGUCUGACCCUAUGGCUGGUAACGUACGAGUUCACAACCAGCAUCAGAUGUUGGCAGAUCUUCAUGCUGCAUUCCAAGCAGACAAGUGCCUCUCGGAUAUCACCAUCAGGUCACACAUCACCAGUUGCUAUGGACAAAGUAAUGAAGCCAGGGAGACGUACUUUCAUCCCAGUACAAGUCAGAAGCUGGUGUCUGGUCUUCCAGUGCCAAGAGAAUCAAUUUUAAACAUAGAUGUGGUGGCUAGGCAAAGACUGGAUAAAGACAAAAAUGUUGCAAUAUUAUAGUGUUUAAAGCAUUGUGAGUGUUUUCAGUGGCAUUUUUGUCCACCUUAUUGAACAGAUGUGUUCCUUUUUGGCAUGGAGCUGAACAUAGCCGACAAACCCAGUUCUGUGAUAUAUUAUAGUCUAAGUUAACACUAGUAGCUGGAAAGAAACAGCUUAAAAUUACAAUUGUUUCCAUUUUCAGGUGUUAAAAUUCAAAUUACCUGCUCAAUUUGACAACUGAAAUUUUUGCUUUUCUUUUGCGCACAGAGAUUAAUUACCCGCAUAAUUGAGCGUGAUUUGAACAGUUUUUCUAGAGGACCACAAUCUGAUUAAUUUAUCGAUGUUACACAAUUACCGGUAUUAAAUCCCUGACACUGUCAAUUUUUAGAGAACAUUUUUAAAGUUUUUUAUGUCUGUUUGAGAUAGCGUCACCUAAUAAUAAUUCCUGUGAAGUUUCGUUAAAAUCUGUUUUGUAUGCCCCCGGUAGGGUGGCAUAUAGCAGUUGAACUGUCUAUCAGUCUGUCUGUCUGCCUGUCCGUCCGUCCGUCCGAAAACUUUAACAUUGGCCAUAACUUUUGCAAUAUAUUUUAUAGGAACUUGAUAUUUGGCAUGCAUGUGUAUCUCAUGAAGCUGCACAUUUUGAGUGGUGAAAGGUCAAGGUCAUCUUUCAAGGUCAAAAGUAAAAAAAAUACGAUCCAAGGGAAGUAAUAAGCUUUAAAAGGGAGAUAAUUUAUAAACCUGCCACAUAAUAUAUUGAAAUUUUAUUUCAAAACGGCGCAAUAGGGGGCAUUGUGUUUCUGACAAACACAUCUCUUGUUUUAUUUAGUUUGAAUUUAAAAUUGAAGCCAGUUUGAAGUAUGACAACGAAUGACGCACAACAGACAAUUGGCGAUCCUUAAAGCUAAAUCUGUGCAUUGUAACGUUGUACAAGUGAGCUAAAAACGUUGAUAUCAGCAAGUUAUAUGGAAAUUUAAAUCAAGUCUUGGUAUGGAUUACAGUGAAAACUGUGGAGCUAAGGGCGACUACAAAAUAAGAGCAACCUGAUUUUGUCAGCCAGUAGCCCUGCAGGGCAAGUUGCUUACAACAGAUUUUUAUGCCCUGAUUAUUGAGAGGCUAAUAACUUUCAUGCUGAAUCAUCUUCAUGUACAUGUCGUACAACUAAACCAUUCACUGCAGUGUAACAUGUGAUUGUGUAUGAAAGUGGUGUUUCUUUGUACAUACUGUUAUCACUUGUUAUGCUUAAUUAAAUUAACAACACCUACAAAUUUGUUAGUUUAAACAUUAUUUUGUCGGAGUUAGUUAAAAAAUAAUGUGUAUACCUGUAGACAAAGCAAUAAUAAUAUGUCAUAUGUGCAAUACAUGAUGUGAAUUGAUUGAGAAAACAUAAAUAACUGACUAACUUGAGGCUAGGUAUAACAUUAUUUAUGAUGUGGUUACUGAACAAUUUAAACUGAAAUGUCUUUUUGUGUCUUUAUGGCUGUGCAAUAAAACUAAUUUUUUGUUUUUCUUAUUUACAUGUUCUGCCAGUAAGUAUGUUGUGUUAAACAUUGCUGGUUUAGUUGAGUCUAAAGAUGUUUUCUAUGUUUGUACUUGUAAAGGGUUUCUAUGUGUUUGCAUAAUGAUGCAUUCCAAAGAACAUCACUGGUUUAUCUUUUUACAUAAAAUUGAUUACAUUUAGGUCAUAAAAUCAAAAGCAUUCAGGGUUAUCAUAAAAGGACCAAAUUUACCAAACAAAAACCUUCACUAUCUUGUGUAAGAGGGAAUUUCAUUAAACUAAGGUUACAAUAAAAUGUUGAUUGUUUGCACCUUGUUAUUAAAUGGAACAGUAAAUUCAUAUUUGCAUGUGAUGCUUUUAUACUGCUAAGUUUUUAUACUCCAGAAAAGUUUAAUUUGUGAUACAUGUAUUUUGGAACAAUAAAAAUGUAUGAUUUAAA
Dreissena polymorpha is the source of this 5141-nucleotide messenger RNA. RefSeq lists its product as uncharacterized. The record is from RefSeq and is a predicted model, not a curated record. Bases 1 to 3228 code for a protein of 1075 amino acids. The transcript has 11 exons. Gene Ontology annotation, biological process: vesicle-mediated transport. NCBI's taxonomy places the organism in Eukaryota, Metazoa, Mollusca, Bivalvia, Myida, Dreissenidae.